Messenger RNA from Vitrella brassicaformis, 1332 nucleotides. NCBI's taxonomy places the organism in Eukaryota, Vitrellaceae. The record is from the annotation of a GenBank genome assembly.
GCAUAUUAUAUCGCUGCCUACAUUUUAUAUCGGUCGAGUUCCUUGGUUAUUCUACCGACGAUGUGGAGAGGAGCUCAGAGUACAGCUUCGCCAGCCUUCACGAAGUUUGCUCUGGCAGUGGUAAGCGAAUGGAGAAGGAAGGCGUACCUGAUGGGCACGUACAAUGACGUGUCUUUGCCUGCAUGCUGCACGUGUCAGGUCAUAGCAUCGGUGCCCCACCACCAGCAGCGGAGCAGCGGCUCCUCGAUGGGCAGCAUGCCAGCUGGCCGGAUGCCAAGGCGGCGCGAAUAGGAGAGGGCACUCGCGGAAAGGUCCUGUGGGGACCCCUGCAGCCGCCCCAACACGGCCACGGCAGCGACGCGGCCAUCAAGAUGAUCAGGCUGGAUCGUUUCCCAGAGAGCCACAGAGAGGGGAUUGCGAGGCAGAUCGAGGAGGAGCGGCUGAGGCUGUUGGGCGGCGAGCCUCCCUUCCUCUCUCUCCUGGCCGCCAACACCGACCCCAGCCAGCCCGCCACCUACACAGACAACCAGGGCGUCCAGGAGAAUGUCCUGUGCGUAGCCAUGACGCCAUUAGGUAAGAAAAAUGGAACGGAUGGGGGGAGGGAGGGAGGGAGGGAGGGAGAGGUGGCGUGGCUCUGCGUCUAUCAAUAUCUUAUUUCUAUGACGUCUGCGUGUUAUUGUGUGUGUGUGUGCAGGGGACGAGUGGGUGGAGCUGAAGCGGAUUUUCGAGGGCACGCCCGAGGGGGAGAGGGCGCAUGACGUCUCGGCGGCGCUGGCCAGGCUGGAGGAGGGCGGCUUUAGCGACAAGGCCAUAACGGCUUUCGUCGAUGACAUCGGUGUCAUCACGCGCGCCCUCCUCCUCGUCUGUGCCGUCCACAUCGCCGCGCUACGGCAGGGCAUCCUGCACUACGACGGGUUUUGGUCGAACGUCAUGCUGCGCCGGUCCGCCCUGCUGCCCAGCACCCCAGCCACAUCGCUCUCCCUCAACGACGUGUGGCUGCUCGACCUGGCCGACACCCUCAUCAUCCGGCCACCCACACCUUCCCCACAGACAGACAUCAGUCCCCAACCACCCGCCCCGCCCUCCUUCAUGGGCAGCCAGGCCGUCAUGCUGCCCUCCAGCAUCCCGAGGAGGUGGGCAGAAGGGAAGAUGCCCGUGAGCACACGGUGGAUCACCGCCCCUGAGCUGCUGCCCGCGACCGUGAGGCUGCCCGGCCCGGCUGACUCCCCACCACCGACGAGCUACUGCGCCCCGGGCACGAGGGUGCUCUGAGGUUCCGAGAGGAGCUGCGGCGGGAGGGUUUCCUGGUGGGCGAGGGCACGACGGAGGGGC